AUGGUGGCCAACCUGUCCAGCAACGAAACCGUCAUCCGUGGGCUGAACGCCACCCACAUCACCUGGAGCGUGCUGGAGAACUUCGACCUCGGGCAGAUAUGCACGACGAGCAUCUGCGUGCUGACCAUCCUCCUCAACGGCUUCUUCGUGACCGUUUUAAUCCUGGAGCGCCCCUUACGGACCUCAUUUGCCGUUUAUUUAAUCGUCCUGGCAGCCGGCAACAUCGUCAACGCCUGCUUUCAGAACCCGCUGACGCUGGCCAUCAAGGACCGAUUUGGAGCACUGCAGCUGACCAUCUUCUGCGCCAUCGCUUACUUUGUGCGCCAGACCGCCGUAGGCUUCGUCCCGCUGGUCCAUCUCUUCAUUGGCCUUAACCGGUUGUGGGCGCUGCUGAAGCCGCACUCCUACCGACUCCGCCACACCCGGCGCCUGGCUGUGACGGUCUGCUCAGUGACGGGGGCCUGCAUUGUCGUCUUCCUGGCCCCACCCAUCAUCCUCGACGCUUUCCACCCCCACAAACCCUUCCACAGGAUCUUCUGCUUGCUGAAUAUGGCGCAGCCGGGUUAUGUGGAGUGGUCGCUGGCGUUCAACGUCAUCUUCUUGGUUAUGCCGGAAGUCCUCAUUGUCCUGCUGUGCCCGCUGCUGCUUCUUCACCGCACCGCCCUUCGCCAACCGGUGCAGGUGUCCCAGGCCCCGCCCUCAGGUUCCGCCAACAAGACCGCCGGCACCAGCGAUACGGGCGCGGAGAAGCGGGUGAGGAGGAAGAACAGUCUGCGUGUGUUAAUGUUGUUAACGGUGAGCGUGAUCGUCUGCUGGACACCGGUGAACGUCUACUACUGCUUUUGGACAUUUUUCCCAAGUCUGGUGGACAACCCGGUAUUCUAUCGUACCGGAAAUAUGCUAAAGAUUCUCCACUCCAUGCUGGAUCCGCUGCUGUUCAUCGCCUCGCUGGACGAUCUGCGACGGGCCUGCGUCAACCGGCUGCGAUGUUGGGUAUAA
Molecule: messenger RNA, 999 nt
Organism: Paramacrobiotus metropolitanus
Lineage: Eukaryota; Metazoa; Tardigrada; Eutardigrada; Parachela; Macrobiotidae
Product: G-protein coupled receptor 54-like
Exons: 1
Coding region: 1-999 (332 amino acids)
Biological process (GO): G protein-coupled receptor signaling pathway
Cellular component (GO): membrane
Molecular function (GO): G protein-coupled receptor activity; peptide binding
Source: RefSeq, a predicted model, not a curated record